GAACAAAAGUUCUUUGUGAGUUAUGAGUUCGCCAGUCAGCUAAUAAGAAGUCUCACAAUAGAAUGACAAUAGCAACCUCGUGUAUAAUGUAUGUGAUUUUGAAGUAAAAGUAUGGACAUAAGAUGACCACUUGCAGUAAACCUAAAUCAAUAAUAGGCACAGCACAUUUUAUCAGCACACAUCGGGCCUUUCACACCAAUUAAAAGAUUCUUCCAACUUCGAGGUGGAUGCCAGCUGGAUCAUGCGCGCCACCACGCUGGAAGAGCCCAGCCCUCAACACCAGGAGCGAGAUAUGCGGCCAAGUGCUGCGGGUGGAGGCGGGUACUACGACCGACGAGUUGUCGUGAGUUUCCUCGAAUCUCUUCACUUUUACUCUUCCACUGCAUCGACGACGGUCACGAGCAGACCGGGCAGCAGCAGUCAGUCUAAUCAUGACUUCCAAACUAAAUGGCGGCCUGGAAUCGAAAGAUGGGCAUCAGCAGGUGCAAAUGCAUCCACCGCCGCCGUCACGCAACAAACCAAUCCGCCUCAAAAAUCAUUCCGCUGUCAUCGAGUCGUACGACAGUCUCUACCGCACAGCCAAUCCGGAGAGCGGAUGCGGAUCGCAAGUUUGUCGGGCGAGUAUCUGGCACUUGACGGACCCGCGUCUGUCUUAUCCAACACCCCGGGAGCUACUACCCGAAGAUGAAGAAGCCCUUCUCACUUCCGCCAAAGAAUUUCUCGAACAGUAUUAUUCAUCUAUUAAAAGGUUGGACACGGAAUCACAUCGAGCCCGAUGGGAAUCUGUACGUCGGGACGUUCACCUGACCGGCACCUACGACCUGACUGAGACGGAAUUGACGUUCGGCGCAAAACUCGCCUGGAGGAAUUCAGCCCGCUGUAUCGGCCGCAUCCAGUGGGCCAAACUACAAGUGUUUGACGCACGUCACGUCACCACGGCACAGGGCAUGUUUGAAGCUCUUUGUAACCAUAUCAAAUACGGGACAAACAAAGGCAACAUUCGUUCGGCUGCGACCGUCUUCUGCCAGCGAAAACCGGGCCAGGGUGAUUACCGCAUUUGGAACGCCCAAUUGAUCAGUUACGCAGGUUAUCGGAAUAUGGAAGAUGGCACCGUCAUAGGAGAUCCUGCGACGGUGGAAUUCACCGAAGUGUGUCAAAAAUUGGGAUGGGUCGGAGCGGGAACGCGAUUUGACUUGCUGCCUUUAGUCAUUCAAGCUAGUAACCGUCUCUAUCCGGAAGUCUUCACCCUUCCGCCAGAACUCGUCAUGGAAGUGCCACUCCAUCACCCGACGUACGAUUGGUUCGCCGAGCUCGGGCUUCGCUGGUAUGCCCUUCCAGCUGUGUCCAGCAUGGCCUUUGAUUGUGGUGGACUCCAGUUUACGGCCGUGCCCUUCAACGGCUGGUACAUGACCACCGAGAUCGCCACUCGCGAUCUGGGCGACACGCAUCGAUAUAAUCAACUUGAGAUUGUGGCUAAGCGAAUGGGCCUGGACACUCGGACGCACUCCAGCCUGUGGAAGGAUCGGGCUGUCAUCGAAAUCAACGCCGCCGUUCUCUACAGCUAUCAGAAAAUGAACGUGACUAUCGUCGAUCAUCACACAGCUUCCGAAUCUUUUAUGAAACAUAUGGAAACGGAGUUUCGACUAAGAGGCGGCUGUCCAGCCGAGUGGGUCUGGAUCGUCCCACCAACCUCCGGUUCUCUGACGCCCGUUUUUCAUCAGGAAAUGGUUUGCUAUUCCCUCAAGCCAUCGUUUGAAUAUCAGGAGGUGGCUUGGAAGAAUUUCCAGUGGGAUGAAGAAGACACGAAUACCGGCUCGGCGUUGGGGUUGCUGGCCGUCGGACGAAGUGCGGGAGGACGUCGUGUCAAGUAUCGUUUCAAGGAGGUUGCACGGGCCGUCAAGUUCACUUCGAAUCUUUUCGGCAAAGCCCUGCAGCGUCGUAUCAAAGCCGCCAUCCUCUACGCCACCGAGACGGGCAAAUCAGAAAAGUACGCUCACAUGCUGGCCGAGCUCUUCAACCACGCUUUCAAUGCACAAGUCAUGUGCAUGGCGGAUUACGACGUCAUCAAUCUUGAGCACGAAGCGCUGGUGAUGAUCGUGACGUCGACGUUCGGCAACGGAGAUCCACCGGAGAAUGGAGAGGCGUUUGCCCGUGAAGUGCGCGGAAUGGCCAACAACCACCACUCACAUCAUCCCAUAGCUACUCAACCUAAAUAUCAACUCGGUUCUUCCAAGACCGGCACUCCGCUUCUUAAUCGAGUUCUCAACCGCGAUCAGCAUAGCUUGCGCAGUUUUUCGUUCGAUCAGCUUCAACAAUCCUCGGUCGACAGUCUCGGACCUCUAAGUAAUGUCAGGUUUGCCGUGUUUGCUUUGGGAUCCAGCGCGUAUCCAAAUUUCUGUGGUUUCGGCCUCUACAUCGAUGAUCUACUUGGAAGCCUCGGCGGCGAGAGGCUUGCCUCCGUCAUUUGCGGCGACGAGUUGAGUGGCCAGGAGCAAACUUUCAAAUCAUGGGCCCAGCAAGUCUUCCACACGGCUUGCGAGACUUUUUGUUUGGAAGACGACGUCAAUAUAGACGACGUCAGUGCCACAUUGCGCAGAGAUCUUAUUACUUCGGACACGGUUCGCUUCGCUAUCGUCAACUCCCAGGAGAAACCAAUCCUCGAUAUUGUUGCAGGCUUGUCGCAGACGCACGCCAAGAACGUCACCGAAUGCCCUGUCGUCUUUAACGUGACGUUAGCAAAGGACAUUGAUGGUCGUAAAACUGUUCACGUUGGACUGAAAAUCACCAGCCAGUGGAUCAACGGAACUCGCAACUCGGCGACGUCGGCGGUCACCUACGAGCCGGGUGAUCACGUUGGCGUGUUCGCUGUCAACGACCAGGCCCUAGUGACUGGACUGAUUGAUCGACUUGGCAUCAAUUCUACCCUGCCACCCGACGGCCCUCUCCAGCUGCAAACACUUGCAGAGCAGAAAGUAGAUGGUGGGAAAACGUGGCAGAAUCAAGAACGCCUGCCAGCUUGCAGUUUUCGGACGCUCUUGUCCCAUUAUCUGGAUAUCACAACUCCGACGUCACAGACCCUUCUGGCCCUGCUUGCAGCUCACGCCUCUUCCGAGGAAGACAAGCGACGCCUCCAGCUUCUUGCAACCGACGCUAGUGAAUACGAAGAUUGGAAACACUGGGGCUUUCCUCAUCUGCUAGAAACUCUUUUAGAAUUCCCUUCAGUUGCCAUAGACGCUGCUCUACUCGUGUCUCAACUUCCUCUACUUCAACCUCGUUUCUACAGUAUCUCCUCAUCUCCGCUGAUCGAUCCACUCCAAAUCGAUAUUACCGCAGCAGUCAUCGCCUUCAAAACGCAAGGUGGCGAAGGUCCCAUGCAUUACGGCGUUUGCUCCAGUUACCUGUCUCAGUUGAACGAAGGCGAUAAAAUCCAGUGCUUUUUUCGCAGCGCACCCAAUUUUCACUUACCUACCGAAAUUGAAAGACCAGUGGUUAUGGUCGGUCCGGGUACCGGUGUGGCUCCCUUCCGUGGCUUUUGGCAACACAAACAAGCCCUUCAAUCGAAAGGGAAGGAGAUGGGGCCCAUGCUGUUGUUCACGGGCUACCGUUCUCCGGAUUGCGAUCUGUUCGUCGAAGAAAAAUCGACCAUGGUUGCCUCGGGAAUUUUAGACUACGCCUUUUUGGCUCUAUCCCGCCACCCGCCCGUUCGCAAGACUUAUGUCCAAGACAAGUUGCUGGAAGCCGCUCCUCUAGUUUAUCGAAUGUUGACUCAGCAAAUGGGUCAUUUUUAUGUGUGUGGCGACUGCGCGAUGGCCGAAGACGUAGCCAGCACUUUGCGAAUGGUGUUUCAGAAAGCCGGCAGUUUGAAUGCCGAAGAAUCGGAUGACUUUCUCAUGCAACUGCGAAACGAGAGGCGUUAUCAGGAGGACAUUUUUGGUAUCACUUAUCGGGCGCCCGACACGGUCAAUGCCAACAGACGUCAGCAAUAAAUGACACCAAUCUUCACAACACACAAACAAUUUUUACUCCUUUAAGUGUUUUCCCCCUCAAAUAUCGGAAAUUAAUCAUUUCAUUCUGAUUCUCUGUCUCUCUCAGUCUUUCUCUUCUCGGCAGACGUCUAUUUUUCCUUUAUUCUAUUUCAACUGCGUUCACUAUUGUCCAUCUUUCAAUUCGAGUUUUCAUGCACUUCUUCAGAAAGCAUUUUCUUUCGCCAUCAACUUCAAUAUUUAUUGACAUUUUUCUCUACUUGGUCUGUUAUUCGUUUGUAAUUUUCGGUGCUGCUGACUCUUUUCUUUCCAGUUAUGAAGGCGACGCAUAAUGGGAUGUUAUAUCAGUUUCUAUUUCAAACUUUUAGACAACACCGCUUCAAAUUAUUUACCGAUCUCGAAUGUUACAUAAUUUUUUAUUGGUAGAUUAUUUAGCUUGAUUUGAAUUAUCGCUAGAUAUAAAUUAAUCGGUCUAUGGUUUUGUAAUUAUUCUAAUAAACUCUUAUGAUGGUG
Molecule: messenger RNA, 4496 nt
Organism: Daphnia pulicaria
Lineage: Eukaryota; Metazoa; Arthropoda; Branchiopoda; Diplostraca; Daphniidae
Gene: Nos
Product: nitric oxide synthase-like protein
Exons: 28
Coding region: 432-3986 (1184 amino acids)
Biological process (GO): nitric oxide biosynthetic process
Molecular function (GO): heme binding; flavin adenine dinucleotide binding; FMN binding
Source: RefSeq, a predicted model, not a curated record